AUGUGGCCCAACAGCAGUUCCAGUUCCUUCCUUUUGACUGGUUUUCCAGGCUUGGAGGCAGUUCACCACUGGAUUUCCACACCCUUCUUUUUCAUCUACGUCUCUAUCCUUUUAGGCAACAGCACUCUCCUUCUUCUCAUUAAGGAAGAUCACAAUCUUCAUGAGCCCAUGUACUACUUCCUGGCCAUGCUGGCAGCCACAGACCUAGGGCUGACCUUGACCACAAUGCCUACAGUGUUGGGAGUCCUCUGGUUGGAUCACAGGGAGAUUGGAAAAGUAGCCUGUUUUUCUCAAGCCUACUUUAUACACUCACUUGCCUUUGUAGAAUCUGGUGUUUUGCUUGCUAUGGCCUAUGAUCGUUUUAUUGCCAUUUGCAACCCCCUUAGAUAUAGCUCUAUACUCACUAAUAAUCAAGUGCUGAAAAUUGGGCUAGGAGUUCUGAUGAGGGGGUUUAUAUCUGUUGUUCCUCCAAUCUUACCCCUUUACUUUUUUCCCUAUUGCCAUUCCCACAUCCUCUCACAUGCAUUCUGCCUUCACCAGGACGUCAUCAAACUGGCCUGUGCUGAUACCACCUUCAAUCGCCUAUAUCCAGUUGUGCUUGUAGUCUUGAUAUUUGUGCUGGAUUCUCUGAUUAUCCUCAUCUCCUAUGUGUUGAUACUCAAGAGAGUCCUGAGUAUUGCCUCCAAAGAAGAGAGGGCCAAGACCCUCAACACCUGUGUCUCCCAUAUCUGCUGUGUCCUGGUUUUCUAUGUCACAGUGAUUGGACUGUCUCUGAUUCAUCGGUUUGGAAAGCAGGUUCCACAUAUUGUUCACCUUACUAUGAGCUACAUAUAUUUUAUUUUCCCUCCAUUAAUGAAUCCUAUAAUCUAUAGUGUCAAGACCAAGCAGAUCCAGAUUGGCAUUUUUCGCCUUUUCACUACCCAUAGAAUCAAAGUAUGA
Canis lupus familiaris (dog) is the source of this 939-nucleotide messenger RNA. It is a transcript of the gene OR51B5, whose product is annotated as olfactory receptor family 51 subfamily B member 5. Gene Ontology annotation, cellular component: membrane. Gene Ontology annotation, biological process: G protein-coupled receptor signaling pathway. The record is from RefSeq and is marked inferred. NCBI's taxonomy places the organism in Eukaryota, Metazoa, Chordata, Mammalia, Carnivora, Canidae. Gene Ontology annotation, molecular function: olfactory receptor activity; G protein-coupled receptor activity.